UCCCCGCCCCUGACUGACCCAGGGCUCUGAACAAGAAAUCCCAGCCCUGCAGUAAAUAAAGGGCCAGCACAUUCUGGGAGGCUGAUCAGCUCCACUUCCCCGGGGACAUCCAGUCUGUAAAUGCUGCAUUGAGAAGCCUCGAAAGUAACUCUGCAUCAUGAAUACUCUGUGUGAAGCAAAUGGCUCCUUUGCCAUCAGUCUUUUAAAGAUCCUAUGUGAAAACAGCCCUUCGGGAAAUGUGUGUUAUUCUCCUAUGAGCAUCUCCUCUGCUCUAGCUAUGGUCCUCUUGGGGGCAAAGGGAGACACUGCAGUCCAGAUAACUCAGGCACUUAGUUUAAACAUAGAAGAAGAUAUUCAUCAAGGCUUCCAGGAGCUUCUCAGUAACCUGAACAAGCCCAACAGAAAGUAUUCACUUAGAACAGCUAACAGGAUCUUUUCAGAAAACACCUGUGAAUUGAUUCCAACCUUUAAGGAGUCCUGUCUUCAGUUCUAUCACUCGGAGAUGGAGCAGCUGUCCUUUGCCAAAGCUCCAGAGGAGUCCAGGAAACACAUAAACACGUGGGUCUCCAAACAGACUGAAGGGAAAAUUCCAGAGUUGCUGUCAGGAGGCUCCAUUGAUUCAGAGACCAGGCUGGUUCUUGUCAAUGCCUUAUAUUUCAAAGGAAAGUGGCAUCAACAAUUUAACAAAGAUUGCACAGCGGAAAUGCCCUUUAAAAUUAACAAGAAGGAGAAACGGCCAGUGCAGAUGAUGUGUCAGGAGGACACUUUUAACCUCGCCUAUGUGGAUGAAAUACAGGCACAGGUGCUGGUGAUGCCCUAUGAGGACAUGGAGCUGAGCAUGGUGGUCCUGCUCCCAGAUGAUGGUGUGGACCUCAGCAAGGUGGAAAACAAUCUCACUUUUGAGAAGUUAACAGCCUGGACCAGACCAGACUUUAUGAAGAGUACUGAGGUUGAGGUUUUCCUUCCAAAGUUUAAACUGCAAGAGGAUUAUGACAUGGAGUCCGUGCUUCAAUGCUUGGGAAUGGUGGAUGUUUUCCAUGGGGGCAAGGCUGACUUAUCAGGAAUGUCUCCAGAGAGAGACCUGUGUCUGUCCAAGUGUGUUCACAAGAGUAUUGUGGAGGUCAACGAAGAAGGCACCGAGGCUGCAGCAGCAUCAGCUGUCGUUGAAUUUUGCUGCGCAUCUGAAGUCCCAACGUUCUGUGCAGACCACCCCUUCCUUUUCUUCAUCAGGCACAACAAAACCAAUAGCCUCCUCUUCUGCGGCAGGUUCUCAUCCCCAUAAAGGCACAUUUACUAUGUAGGAAACAACGGUCUCUUCAGAAUUCCCACCACUCCUACAGCUCUGUGAGGAGGGGCAUGUGGGGGACACCAUGUUCCAAGAUGAGGGCAUUUUCCUCCAGGCAGCUUGAUCUUAUGAUGCCCAUAUUCAUCUCCCCAUAUCCUGUCAAUCAUCUGUGCCCUUUGCCAGGUCUCAGGACCACAGAGUGGUUUGGCUUUCUGUUGUGUAAACAACAAAGGAGGCACACAAAUCUCACAAGAUUACCUACAAAUUUCUCUAACAUGGUCCUAAAUAAACACCCCCUCUCCUGUACAGAUAAGCCAUGCCAGCCAUAUAUACUGUGUUUUUCUGGCUCCCUAACUCUUGCCAUCACUUGACUUAACCUGCUUUAAUGGUAGUAAAUUCUUCUGUGGAUGAUAACAGCUACUGCAGUCUUCUUAGUAUUGUCCUUAAUGCACAGUUUAACUUUAUUUUGCCUCGUUGUUUACUACUCACCAGAAAUGAGUGCAACACUGUGUUAGGCUUGGGGACAGGUGCAGACACUGUGGUCUUCUAACAGUUGACAUUUAGAUCUGCUUUCAACAGCUAGCUUUAACUACCAUAUGUAGAAGACAUGCUUCUGUAGACUAUUGUGUUUUUCUAUCACUAUCUAUUAUACUUAAAUUCUAUGAAGUCCUUAAAAGAUAUUUAAAAUAUAAAUUCUUUUUCUCACCAACCAUGUGUGCACUUUGAAAUUUAAUUGUACCACUUAGAGCGGUUCCUUUUCUGUUGACCGUCUGCAUCUUGGAUAAUCACCCAACUAGACACCAAGGUCACUAAGGAUCAGGGUUAUAUUUUAUUAUGCUAUGUAGGCUAUACUGUGCCACUUACCGGUGGUUAUAAGUGAUUUCACUGUGUAAGAGUGCCAUAAUGGGGCUGGAGAGAUGAUGCAGAUGCUUUGGCAUCUACUGGCUCCUGUAUGCAUGUGGUACAUGUAUCCUCACUCAGACGCACACAUAUACAUUUAAAAAUAAAGAAAUAUUUAAAAGAGUGCCAUAAGUUUUAUUAAUGAUUGGAUAGUAUUUACUAUUUUGACUCUUUUUUGUUUUUAUUGCCAUUAUCCUUGUAACAAAAUCUAUAAUUUAUGGGUAAGCAUCAGCAUCUAUGAGUGAAAUGUCAUUAUAUAUCAUCAUCCCCAUUCAGUCACAUUGUGUCACCAUCAAGCAAUUCCUCUCCAUUCUUCCUUCUUCUGUCUGUGUAAUCAUCAAGCUCUCUGUGUCUGUAGAUUUACUUAUUCUGGACAUUUUAUAUAUAUUGUGUCUUUGCUUUCUUUUAAUGCCUUGGAUGCACACAGAUUUAUUUUCAAUGAAGUUCUAUUCGUUUCCUAUUGUUUUUGUCACUCAGGCUAUCUGUGUAUCAGCUAAGAAUCCCACAGUCAAAUGCAAGGUUACAAAGAACUGCCCCUGUUUCCCUCCAAGGCUUUUAAGGUUUGUGUCUUUUAUAUUUAUAUCAAUGAUUCAGUUUGAAUUAAAUUUUAAAUAGGGUGUGAA
This is a messenger RNA of Mesocricetus auratus (golden hamster), 2808 nucleotides long. RefSeq names its product serpin B9. Lineage: Eukaryota; Metazoa; Chordata; Mammalia; Rodentia; Cricetidae. Gene Ontology annotation, biological process: negative regulation of endopeptidase activity. Gene Ontology annotation, molecular function: serine-type endopeptidase inhibitor activity. The record is from RefSeq and is a predicted model, not a curated record. Bases 158 to 1282 code for a protein of 374 amino acids. Gene Ontology annotation, cellular component: cytoplasm. The transcript is spliced from 7 exons.